Messenger RNA from Lactuca virosa, 888 nucleotides. Lineage: Eukaryota; Viridiplantae; Streptophyta; Magnoliopsida; Asterales; Asteraceae. The record is from the annotation of a GenBank genome assembly.
AUGCUUCCGGAUGAUAACGAGCUACCUGUGUCCACAUACCAAGCAAAAAAAUUGAUGUGUCCGAUGGGAAUGGAAAUUGAAAGAAUACAUGCUUGCCCAAAUGAUUGUAUGUUGUAUCGAAACGACAAUGCAGAUCUACAUAGUUGUAUUACAUGUGGUACAUCACGAUACAAAAGGAAAAAUCCUACAAAAGAAAACAAUAAUAUGAGAAUGAGUGGACCACCUGCUAAAGUCUUAUGGUAUUUGCCUAUCAUUCCAAGAUUAAAACGGUUAUUUGCAAACGCUAAAGAUGCAAAGCUGAUGCGAUGGCAUGCUGAGGAGCGUACAAUAGACGACAAAAUAAGGCAUGUUGCAGAUUCUCCUCAAUGGAGAAAUAUCAAUUCUAAGUUUGAAGAAUUUGGUGUUACAAGUAUUGGCAUACCGAAAUCUCGACACGAGGGUAGACUUGUAGGAUAUGGGAUGAUUGGAUUGAAAUGGGUAACUCCAAAUAAAGAAGACUUGCAUCUGGCACAUUUUACAGUCCUACAACAUAUGACGAUCAUUGCUCCAUACGUAAACGAGCACAAAAGAUAUAUAGAAAUGUCGAAUAGUGGUAAGAGCAAAAGAUGGUUGAUUACAGAACAUAACAAAACAUUCUCACAAUGGUUAAAAGACAAAGUGAAAGCAAGUUAUGGCGUGAACAAUGUUGAUCAAGCUGUGGUACAUCUAGCAAAUGGUCCCGAACAUGUUGUGGCAACGUACCAAGCGUACGACAUUAAUGGUUAUACAUUCUACACUAAUCAACAAGAUAAAAAAAGUACACUUCAAAAUAGUGGAGUAACGUUAGAAACAUUGUUGACAUCUGAACCAUUCCCCAUGAUAGUAGCCAAACACUUAGAAUCAUCAUGA